GUGUCAACAAGUUUACCUGUAUAAGAUUAUAUGUUAGGUAAAUGUUUUUACUGGUAUAAAUACCCAAUUGACUUGUAAAACAUUGAGUGACCGAAGAAUUUCCAUAGUUUUGAGCGACUUAUACUGUACUCUUUAAUUGGAAAAUAGUUACAAUGUCAUCUCUAUGGACCGACAAAUAUGCUAUACUGAGAGAUUUGUCGUUAGCCCAGGGUUGCGAGGUUCCUGCUGACCUCGAGGCGACUCUAGCUGCUGGGGACAAACCUCCAGCUCUUAACAUCGUCGAAGAGACUGAAGAAGAAUUCUUUAAGAAAUGUAACAUUAGUCAAGAUGUUGAAGGCACUUUUGCUCCUGACUUUGAUCUUAUUCAACACAUGUUGAAAAUGAUUCAACCUGAUUCAUCAGAUUCAGAAGAUAAUAAUAGUACUGUUCAAACAUGUAAACCAGACUCUGUUGUAAAGAAAAAUACUGAAAAUAAUGUAGACUCUGCAAUAAAAGCACCAGAUAAAUCAAAUAAAAUGGCAAAAAUAGAGAAAAAAGUAAGGAAAAGGAGGGAGAAUGUUGCAGUUAAUUCUAUUUUGCAGGGAUUUCUUGGUGUUAAACCAGUGGCAGAUACAAAAACAGAAACAAAAAUUGAAGCAAUGAAACUUCUGAAGCCGAUAGAUUUUAUGUCGGUUAACAAUGGAAUUGUGAAUUCUGUUACAAAAUUAAAAUCACCAGAAUCUUCACAAUUAAAUGAAACUAAAAAAGAAAUAGACUCAAAUGAUAAGACAAAUAAUUGCCAAUCUAAAUUGUCACCAAUGGACGAAUCUAUUGUGAAAGUAAAUGGCUGGUUAUAUUCAAAUAAAAGUAACAGCUCUGAACAUAAAAACAAUUUGUUGGAAUGGCAACCGAAUUCUAUGUUUAAGAAGAAAAGUGUUACCACUAAAAGUUUGGAAAGUGAUAGUGUUAAGUCUUCACCAGAACAGAAAAGUGAAAAGAAACCAACAACUAUGUAUCAGCCAUCUACACUAGCCAAUGAAUACUAUGAGAGAUAUAUAGAACGAAGUAAAGUCAACACAAUUGUCAGAGAAGAUGUUUGGUCAAGAGCUGAACGAAUAAUGAAAGAAUUGGAUGAAAAAAAGAAACUUGAAAAUGAAGUAGCACCUGUAAUCCAACAGCAGAUGGACACACUAACAAGCUAUGACGAAAUUCAGUUGCCACAACAUCGUCAUUUGCUGACUGGCGAUUGUAUUAUUUGUGAGAUUUUCAAGAAGAACGGAGUAGAUAUAGAUUUGGAGUCCCUGCAAAAUACUGAUUACGAUCUCAAAUGGUUGGUAAAAGAGAAUUCGAGCCGCAAUAAAUCAUAGGAAAUGUAAGAAGGAAAGAUUUUAAGGAAAAAGUGGUUGAAAUGAAUUUAUAUUACUCAUGUUGAUGUGGUUAUUAUUUUGUGUUGAGAACUGGUAACAAUACGUGAAAGUGAAUUCCUCAAACAAUUCGUAAAAGUGAAUUUUAAAAUUUUAUCGAUUUAAGAAAAGUGCAUAUUUGCACUUUCUUGAAAAAGAAAGUGAAAUUGUGAUAAAAUUGAACAAAGAAUCUUAAAAGAUUCUUAUUUCAAGUUGGAAUGUUUUUAUGGUGAAAUAUAGAUUUUAUAUAACUAUAGUUGGCUAUUUCAAAGUAUUCAAAAUAAAGAAUUGUUUUAUUUAC
Messenger RNA from Diatraea saccharalis (sugarcane borer), 1683 nucleotides. NCBI's taxonomy places the organism in Eukaryota, Metazoa, Arthropoda, Insecta, Lepidoptera, Crambidae. The record is from the annotation of a GenBank genome assembly.